This is a messenger RNA of Letharia columbiana, 702 nucleotides long. RefSeq lists its product as uncharacterized. The record is from RefSeq and is a predicted model, not a curated record. The coding region runs from base 1 to 702 and encodes 233 amino acids. The transcript is spliced from 2 exons. Gene Ontology annotation, cellular component: mitochondrion. Gene Ontology annotation, molecular function: acetylpyruvate hydrolase activity. Lineage: Eukaryota; Fungi; Ascomycota; Lecanoromycetes; Lecanorales; Parmeliaceae.
AUGGCCACUCGUGGCAUCGCGGCCAAUUGCCGCAAAGUUGUCUGCAUCGGAAGAAAUUAUGCAGACCACAUAAAAGAGCUCAAUAAUGUCCGCCCCAAGAAACCCUUCUUCUUCCUCAAACCUCCCUCCUCGAUCCUUGAACCGGGCCAAGGUCCCGUCCUCCGCCCAAAGGGCGUAAAUCUCCACUAUGAAGUCGAACUCGCUUUGAUCAUGGGCCGUAAGGUCCAGGAUCUACCCCAAGACGACGAAAGAGGAGCUCUUGAUGCCAUUGCGGGCUACGCCGUCAGCAUCGACAUGACAGCGCGCGAUGUACAAGAAGAAGCCAAGAGGAAAAGCAUUCCGUGGACCGCUGCUAAAGGCUUCGACACCUUCCUCCCCGUUUCAAAAUACAUACCCAAAUCCGCCAUAACGGAUCCGCAUGAUGUGGAGCUCUGGCUUACAGUCAAUGGAACGGAGAGGCAAAGAGAUAGUACGGCGCUGAUGCUGUUUAGGAUUCCUCGGAUUUUGAGUGAGAUCAGUCGAGUUAUGAAGCUGGAAGAAGGGGAUAUCGUGCUGACGGGGACGCCGAAGGGGGUGGGGAAGGUGGAGGUGGGGGAUGUGAUGAGGGCGGGGGUCGUGGUUGGGGGAAAGGAGAUUGAAGAGGCGGGGAUUGAGGUUGGAGUUGAGGAGAAAGGGGGGUUGUAUGUUUUUGAGGAGACGUAG